AUGUGGCUUCUUCUGCUUUUGGUGAUAAUUUUGUUCGUUGCAAUAGUCGCUAUCAUCGGCGGAGAAUAUUGGUCAUUGUACGGCAAAAAUGAAAUUCGACGGUUCGGUGCAGUGGUCGGAAUGUUCCGAAACUGCAGUCGGAUGUUCCGGAUCUGGCUUGGACCGUUUAGCGUUUUGUGUACGAACCAUCCUGAAGUCAUUCGACAAAUACUUUCUAAUCCAGACUGUAUGGAAAAGCCGUUCUUUUAUCGUUUUACUGGGCUGGAAAGUGGAUUACUUAGUGCUGAACAUCACGUAUGGAGAAGUCAGAGAAAACUUUUAAACUCUACGUUCAACUUGAAGAUUCUCAAUAGUUUUAUUCCUAUAUUCGAAACCUGCUGCAAGAAAAUGAUUCAGAAUAUAAACCAACUGGAAAAUGGGUCCACAAUUAACAUUUUGAACUACGCUUCUAAAUGCACGCUGGAGAUGGUGUGCGGCACAACUAUCGGAAUGGAUGAUGGGUCCACAAUUAACAUUUUGAACUACGCUUCUAAAUGCACGCUGGAGAUGGUGUGCGGCACAACUAUCGGAAUGGAUGUAUUAGAAAGCAACAACAAAGAAGUGAUGCUUGGUUAUAUUCAACGCCUAUUUAAUCUAGUCUCAAAAAGAAUGUUAAAUGUGCAUUUGUAUUUCGAUUGGAUCUAUUGUUUUACCAGAAAUUAUUGGGAAGAGCGAAUGCUUAGAUCAGUUUGCAUGCAGACAGCUGACCAGUUGAUCAUCGAAAAAAGGCGAUUCAUUUCCGGCAGCACAAAUUUGAACAAAAAUAUGACUAACAACAUGUACCUAGAGAUCCAACCCAAAAUACCCAAAAUAUUUAUUGAACAACUGUUGGAAGAUUCGUUUAGCAGCAGAAAGUUUACCAGCAAGGAAAUCUAUCACAACGCAUACACAAUCAUACUUGCGGGCAAUGAUACAUCAGCACUAUCAGUAGCUUAUGCUUGUCUUUUCUUAGCCAUGUACCCUCACAUUCAGGACAGAAUUCACGCCGAAAUUCAACACUUUUUGCCAAGUGAAGAUACACCAAUUACCCCCGAAAAUCUAAAGCAAUUGGAAUAUAUGGAUAUGUUCGUCAAAGAAACAUUACGACAUUGUCCGGCUAUUCCGGUAAUUGCGAGGAAAGCCAUCAAAAAUGUUUCAAUCGACAAUCAAGUGAUUCCGAAAAAUAGUAUUAUUAUAAUGUCGCUCUACACGCUGCACCGGCGAAAGGAUAUCUGGGGUCCAAAUGCAACUAACUUUGAUCCGGAGAAUUUCCAUCCCGAUCGGAUAAAACUCCGUGAUCAGUAUGCUUAUCUGCCGUUCAGCGGAGGUCCUCGUAAUUGCAUAGGUUGGCGAUAUGCGCUGAUGAACAUAAAAGUGAUGCUUGUUUAUUUGGUGCGCAAUUUUAGUCUUCGUACCGACAUAAAGCAAACGGAUCUGCGUUUUAGGUUUGAUCUAACGCUUAAAUUGGCGUUUGAGCACCGGAUUCAACUUGAAAAGCGACGAGUAGACUGA
Messenger RNA from Sabethes cyaneus, 1530 nucleotides. Its product is annotated as probable cytochrome P450 313a4. Lineage: Eukaryota; Metazoa; Arthropoda; Insecta; Diptera; Culicidae. Bases 1 to 1530 code for a protein of 509 amino acids. The transcript is spliced from 6 exons. The record is from RefSeq and is a predicted model, not a curated record. Gene Ontology annotation, molecular function: heme binding; oxidoreductase activity, acting on paired donors, with incorporation or reduction of molecular oxygen; monooxygenase activity.